Syngnathus typhle (broad-nosed pipefish) is the source of this 1333-nucleotide messenger RNA. RefSeq names its product monoacylglycerol O-acyltransferase 3b (gene mogat3b). Lineage: Eukaryota; Metazoa; Chordata; Actinopteri; Syngnathiformes; Syngnathidae. Gene Ontology annotation, biological process: triglyceride biosynthetic process. The transcript is spliced from 8 exons. Gene Ontology annotation, molecular function: diacylglycerol O-acyltransferase activity. Gene Ontology annotation, cellular component: endoplasmic reticulum membrane. Bases 167 to 1147 code for a protein of 326 amino acids. The record is from RefSeq and is a predicted model, not a curated record.
CAAAGUACAAAGCCGCUUGAUGCAAGUUUGUCACUUUGCUCCCAUGUACAUCCUUUCAAAAUGACGACAAAAGUAGUGACCAGAUGUGAUGCAAAAGAGAUUUUGACUUGAAAGUGUUUCCUGUGGUGAACUUGAAAGAGACGCUAACAGCCCACAGGUUGCCGGCAUGUCGACGCCAAAAUCUCAAACUAAGGACUUUAUAGAGGACUUGAGUGUUCUGCAAUGGGUACUGACCUUUCUCUUCUUAGGGGUUUCUUCCAUCAUCUUGUUGGUGGCUCUGAUGUUUACAUCAUUGUGGCUCUUUCCCACUCUGUACUUCAUAUGGCUCGUGAUUGACUGGCAGACGCCAGAGAAAGGAGGCAGAAGAAACCCAUCUGUGAGGAGGUGGAAGGUUUGGGAACACUACAGAAACUAUUUUCCAAUCAAGCUAGUGAAGACGGCUGAGCUGAAUCCAAAGAAAAACUACAUCCUCGGCUGUCAUCCGCAUGGUGUCAUGAGCAUGGGAGCGUUUGCCUGCUUCAACAUAGAAUGCUGCGGCUUCACCGAUGCUUUUCCUGGAAUGUACGUCUCCCUGGCCGUAUUGGCCGGACUCUUCCGGAUCCCUCUCUUGAGGGACUACCUCAUGGCGGCGGGCCUGUGUCCAGUCAGCAAGCCAAGCCUUGGCUACCUUCUGUCCAAGAGUGGCACAGGAAAUGCUGUGGUGAUUGUGAUAGGGGGCGCUGCUGAGUCCCUGGCCUCCCAUCCUGGAGUGCAAACAGUUCUUGUGAAGCAGAGGAAAGGCUUUGUCAGGCUCGCACUUGAGUAUGGGGCUGACUUGGUGCCUGUUUACUCCUUCGGGGAAACAGAGCUCUACCAGCAGGUUACCUUCCCAGAGGGCUCAUUGGGUCGAAGGUCACAGGACCUGUUCAAAAAGAUCAUGGGCUUCGGCCCUUGUUUGUUCAUCGGUGAGCGCUGGGCAUUGCUGCCCUCCAGGACUCCCAUCACUACAGUGGUGGGAAGUCCCAUCCAUGUGCCCCAGCGCAUCAAGCCAACCGAGGAGGAGGUCGAUCAUUAUCAUAAACUGUACAUGGAUGGCCUGUCAAAUUUAUUCCAUGAGCACAAGGUCAGCUGUGGACUAUCAGAGAGUCACAAGCUUUGUAUAAUUUAGAGGUUUCACUUCAUGACCUGCUUCAACAGACAAGGUGAACACAAGUGUUUAAAAUGAAGAAAAUGUAAAUGUAUAAUUUAACUCUGUGACGUUUUUUUACAACAUAGGUCAAACGUGACUUUUGACCCAAUGACCACUUUAAGUCAACUGUUGCUGGGUUUAAAUAAACACUGUUCACAAUGAGAA